This is a messenger RNA of Rana temporaria (common frog), 906 nucleotides long. Its product is annotated as probable N-acetyltransferase camello. The record is from RefSeq and is a predicted model, not a curated record. The transcript is spliced from 2 exons. Bases 148 to 801 code for a protein of 217 amino acids. NCBI's taxonomy places the organism in Eukaryota, Metazoa, Chordata, Amphibia, Anura, Ranidae. Gene Ontology annotation, molecular function: N-acetyltransferase activity.
AUGUGCCAAAAACUCUUCCGUAGCUCUGUUGUCACACAAUUACUCUCUGUCUGACGGAGGCUCACGUCCCGUAUACCACCCUAUAUAUAUAUACACCUUCAUAUCAGACGGGCUGAGGAGAAAGCGACAAGACGAGCUGCUAGGGGAAUGGCCGACCACUCCAUACGGAAGUACCACAAUGGGGAUUAUUUUGCAGUCCGUGAAUUGUUUGCCCAGGGAAUGUUGGGGUACGUUCCGGGCUCCACCUCGUACAUGUUGAAGCUCCCCCAAGUCUACGGCCCCAUCCUGGCCUCCUUCAUCACACUGCAGUUGUUUUAUCGCUCCUUCUUCCUGUCUCUCUUGGUUGUCGGGAUCUCCUUGGUUUCCAUAUAUUUUCUUAUGGCAUUUGCGUGUCGUAAAUUGGUCAAGGAAUGUCACAACGGUGACUUGCUAAACGUUGAAGAGUCCUACCUUCGGAGGCCCAACUGCUGCUUCUGGGUAGCCGAGUCCGGCGGUCGGAUUGUAGGGAUGGUGGGGGCCCGCCCUGGUCCCAACUCCAGCAGCGACAUGUCUCUACAGCGCCUGUCCGUGGCUGAAGACCAGCAACGCCGAGGGAUCGCCAAGGCCCUGUGCACGACGGUUUUCGAUUUCGCUCGCCAGCAAGGAUAUAAACGCGUCAUUCUAGAUACGUCAACUUUCCAGGUCAACGCUCAUAAACUGUACCAACACUUGGGCUUCAGGAUAACCAAAAUAAUACCGGGCCGAACCAGACUUGGACGGUUCGCAAAAAUGUCUGUGGUGUUCUACAGCUACGAGCUCUAGAUGGGAUAGAGGGACUGCUAUUGUGGUUAGAUACUGUAUAUGUUAAAGAUAUAGCGCAUCCGGAAAGUAUUCACAGUGCUUCACUUUUUCCACACUUUGUUAUGU